CUCAGUAGCAAUCAGAAAACAAAGCUCAAAUUGUUUCGUAAUCCUCUCUCUCUAUCUCCUUUCUGUCUUCUCUUUUAACGAUUUGUCUUUUCAUAUUAAUUUAGUUCUAUAAAUUGGUUGAUUUUUUUUAAAUUGUUCUCGUUAGCGAUGGUGAGAAAGCAACAGUGAUUAAUCUAAUCAUACUGUUGAAAUCUUUGCUCCUUUGUCAAUAUCCAUCGUCAUUCUAUUUUGUGUAAACGAGAAAAAAACAUAUCUUUCUCGUUUUAGGAGAGAGAAAAUUGUUUUUUUUUUCUUCUGGUUUGAUGUGAAACUCAGAAGAACAGAGAAAAGAAGACGAAGGAGACAGGAAUUGGGAAAAAAUCUUUUGUAAGCCAGUGCUAAGUUCGGAUCCGGGUCGGGUGGAUUUUGUUUUUUUGUUGUCGAAUCAGAGACGAAGUUGGCUGUUAGCGGCGGAACUGGCGAUUUCCGUUUGCGGCUGUGACGGUGUUUCUGGCUCGUCGUCUUCAACUAAUCAGGUCAUCUUUUUAGGUUGGAGGUUUUUAAUGACACAAAUGUCACUUCGGAGGUUAAAAGUGUUAGUGAAAAAACUUCAAGGUUUAAAGUGCGAGAGUUUCAUCUCAGUUUAGGCAAAGAGACUCAGUAAAACUUGUUGGAUCUUUAAAUGUCUGGUUUUGAAGAAAACGUGGCUGUAAUGGGAGAAUGGGUUCCUUGUAAUCCUAGCUCGAAACGUGUUCUUGAAAGAGAGCUAUCUUUGAAUCAUGGCCUUGUUAAUCGUCUAGAAGAAGAAGAAGAAGACACUAGUGGUAAUAACAAGAACGUUUCACGAGGUGGUGGUUUAAGAGAAAGAAUCGCUGCUCGUGCUGGAUUCAACACUCCGAGGUUAAACACUGAGAACAUCCGCUCUAACACCGAUUCUAGUCUUCGCUCUCCUAAUUGCUUAACCAUCUCCUCUCCUGGCCUUAGCCCUGCAACGCUCUUGGAGUCUCCUGUUUUCCUUUCUAACCCAUUGGCUCAACCGUCUCCAACUACAGGGAAAUUCCCAUUUCUUCCUGGUGUUAACAGUAGUAAUGGAUUGUCUGCUUCUGAUAAAGAGAAAGACGAGUUCUUCGAUGGCAUUGGAGCAUCAUCAUCAUUCACAUUCCAUCCUGUUUCAAGACCCUCUUCCUCUUUCUUCCACGGCGCAACGGAGAUGAUGCCAGUUGAUUAUGGUAACUACAACAACAGUUCUUCUCAUCAUCAGUCCCCGGAAGAAGAUGUCAAACUCGGUUCUGAGCAAAGUGGCUUGAAGAGGAAGACAUCUGAUGCCACAACAAACACCAACGACCAUCAGGAAGAGGAAGAAGGAGAAGAAGAGCAAAGAGGUGGUGAUUCGAUGGCUGGUGGUGGAGCACCUGCAGAGGAUGGAUAUAACUGGAGGAAAUACGGACAAAAGUUGGUUAAAGGAAGCGAGUAUCCACGAAGCUAUUACAAGUGCACAAACCCGAGCUGUCCAGUGAAGAAGAAGGUGGAGAGAUCAAGAGAAGGUCACAUCACUGAGAUUAUAUACAAAGGAGCUCAUAAUCACUCCAAGCCUCCUCCUAACCGCCGCUCCUCCGGAACGCAACUAGAUGGAACCGAACAGCAACAGCAGCAGCAGCAGCAGCAGAGAGAUAACUCUGCAACGUGGGUUAGUUGUAAUAACACUCAACAACAAGUUGGAAGCAAUGAGAACAACUUCGAAGAAGACGGAAACCAAUCUGGAUCGAUUCAAGCUCAAGAGUCAGGUGAUGUGAUUGUGGUUGAUGCUUUGUCAACACUCUCUAAUGAUGAAGAUGAAGAUGAUAGAGGGACUGAUCAUGGUAGUGCUUCUUUGGGAUACGAUGGAUGUGGAAGAGGAGAUGAAUCCGAAUCGAAAAGAAGGAAACUUGAGGCUUACGCAAUAGAGAUGAGUGGAGCAACAAGAGCUAUACGUGAGCCAAGAGUCGUUGUGCAGACAACGAGUGAUGUUGACAUUCUCGACGAUGGCUAUCGCUGGAGAAAGUAUGGUCAGAAAGUUGUCAAAGGAAACCCAAACCCUAGGAGUUACUACAAAUGCACAGCUCCUGGAUGUACGGUGAGAAAACACGUAGAGAGAGCUUCUCAUGAUCUCAAAUCCGUUAUAACCACUUACGAAGGCAAACACGACCACGACGUCCCCGCCGCACGCAACAGCAGCCACGGCGGUGGAAACGGUAGCAGCGCCGCUCAAACUAACCAUUACCAAGAGCCUCCACGUGGCAGAUAUGAGAGACAGCUCAACCAGUCGUCUCAGUUCGGACGUCCGUUUAGCUUCCAGCCGCAUUUGGGUCCUCCUUCCGGUUUUGCGUUCGGUCUAGGACAAACCGGUUUUGGUAAUCUUUCGAUUCCUGGUUUAGCGUUUGGUCAAGGGAAAUUACAGGGUUUGACUCACACUCACCCGUCGUAUAUGAUGAGUCAACAACCGGGUGGGAUGAGUGAAGCGAUGAUGAUGCAGAGAGGGAUGGAGCCUAAGGUUGAACCGGGUUCGGAAACGGGACAGUCGGUAUAUAACCAGAUAAUGAGUAGAUUACCACAGAUUUGA
Molecule: messenger RNA, 2578 nt
Organism: Raphanus sativus (radish)
Lineage: Eukaryota; Viridiplantae; Streptophyta; Magnoliopsida; Brassicales; Brassicaceae
Product: probable WRKY transcription factor 2
Exons: 6
Coding region: 662-2578 (638 amino acids)
Biological process (GO): regulation of DNA-templated transcription
Molecular function (GO): sequence-specific DNA binding; DNA-binding transcription factor activity
Source: RefSeq, a predicted model, not a curated record